UAUUUUUUUGGGUCUAGUUCAAUCUCUGCUCUUUCUUGGUUUUGGCCAAAAUUCAAUCUCUGCUCUUAAAACUUCCAAAAAGCUACCCUUAUCUUUUGCUUUUCUGAAAACCCUAAUUCUUGUCGUUGCCCCAAUUCUCAAUAACGAUGCUUCUAUCCCCCGGUCACUCGCCUCGCCAUGUUUCUUCGCCCUCUCCUUCUCUUUCCCAAGUUUCUGUGCAAAAUCCCAAUGAUUCAUCCUCUGAAAUCACUCCCAAAAUCCCUCGCAAGAACCAAGCCGUCCUCGAUGAAGACACUUACGUUGCCGCCAUCGAGAAGAUCAUCGAGCGCGACUUCUUCCCUGAUAUCUCCAAGCUUAGAGAUCGCCUUGACUGGCUGGAAGCAAUCAAGACCGGCGAUCCGAUUCAAAUUCGUGAUGCCCAGUUGAAGAUCAUGGAACGCCGUGGACGGAAGGUAACUAAUUCUAACGCUGAUGGUAGAACGCAAACACCUGGUUCCACUUUUGCUAGAAAUUUUACUCCUUUUGAUGAAUUUGAUGGCAAAACCCCGAGAACACCUGGUUUUCCGAAUGGGGAAGCAUCUGGCGGUGGGGAGCCUAGUGAGGAAGGAGGUGCGGUGGAUACGUCACUUAGCCUGGAUCAAUUUCUUAGCAGGUAUACGAGUGAGGACAAUUAUAGUUUUUCUAAUAUUUUGGAGAAAGUAAAUAGGAAGAGGAAGGAGAGAUUUGGGUACCUGAGAGAAGGGGAGAAGGAACAUGUUGCAGCUAUUGAGGAUGCAAAGAGGGAUAGGAUAACAGAUGGAUAUGGAACGUCUGAUCAGCCCCCAAGUACCUUGGAGGGGUGGAAGUAUGCUGCAAAAAAUCUGUUGAUGUAUCAUCCAACUGAUCGUGGGGAAGCCCCUCUGACUGAAGAGGAAAUGGCGGUAAGAAUGAAAGGCUUGACGAAGGAGAUUAAUCGUUCAAAUACGAGAUUUCAUGGUAAAAUGAUGGAAUCUAGGCCCAAUGAUGAUGGAACCGUUGAGGUGCUUUAUACCCCUGUUGCUGGUGCAACUCCAGCUCCAACAUCAGAUAGAGAAAUGGAGAAAUUAAAGAAGUACGAUUUGGAUGAUUUAAGGAAGACUCCAAAUCCGUUCUAUGUUGAAUCUGGAAAAAAAGCUGAUAAUGGUUAUAGCUUCGUAAGGACACCAUCUCCGGCUCCAGGAGUUGAUGAAUCCCCAUUUAUUACUUGGGGUGAAAUUGAAGGUACCCCAUUGAGGUUGGAUCCAGAGGAUACACCAAUUGAUAUUGGUGGCAGUGCCGAUGGACCUCAUUAUAAGAUUCCUUCUGCGCCUGCAAGGGAUGAAAAGGCUCACUCACUUUCUAGGGAGGCUGCGCGUAAGCUGAGGGAAAGAUCAAAGAUGUAUCAUAAGCCUCCGUUGCCAUCACCAUAUCGAGGUGGGAGUGCUAGUCCAAGUGGUCGGACUCUUUCUCCUGCUGCACAGAAGUUUGUAAGGAAUGCUAUUGCAAAAUCCUCAUCGACUGUUGACGAAACCCUUCGUGCUAGUUACCGUGGUUCUAGUCCUGCUUUGACUACUCCUAGAAGCGCUAGGAGCGUAUCGAGGUUUGGUAGAGAUGGAAGCAUGGGUUCUAGGUCUCCAUCGAUUAGAGAGGGGUCAAAUGCCCCUUGGUGAUAUGUUUCCAUUCUCUUGAUAUGUAUAAUAUUUCAUAUUUUGAAGUCUUGAUAAGUUGACUGUCACAACUUUUUCCUUGGAUAAAUCUAGUAAUGACACAUCACCUAUGUAAAUUCAGAGAAAAUAUCAGACUGAAAAUUUAAAUGAAUGUUGAUCCCUUUUAA
This is a messenger RNA of Prosopis cineraria, 1831 nucleotides long. RefSeq lists its product as uncharacterized. The transcript has a single exon. Bases 147 to 1667 code for a protein of 506 amino acids. Gene Ontology annotation, cellular component: catalytic step 2 spliceosome. Lineage: Eukaryota; Viridiplantae; Streptophyta; Magnoliopsida; Fabales; Fabaceae. The record is from RefSeq and is a predicted model, not a curated record.